CGCCAGCGUUUAGUCUGCCGCAGUCAGCAGCGCGCGUGGGUUGUAUCGUAUCGUGUUGCGUCGCGUCGCCUUUCCUCUGAAUUCUCUCUCUCUCUUUCUCUCUGUUUUUCGCCGUAACUCUCCUCGGCGACGAGAGUCACGCGAGUAGAGAGGCAACACGGGUACGAGUGCGAGGAGAAUUCACGCGAGAGAUCGUGCAAUUGCGUGAGGCCGGGACGAGGGAUCCCGAAGCGGCCUGAAGUUUGCGUUUCUUUGCGCGCGCUGCGCAGCAUCCUGUGCGCGGCGACGUUGCGUUCGCGCUCUUUCGCCUCGUGCGAAAGGAGAUCGCAAAUUCCCGCGACCUUUUGCGCGUCCUUAUUGUACGCGCGCGCGGCGGCGGCGCGCGGGCUUGUGUGUGUUCGCGGGUUACGCGGAAGGAUGUGACAGUGUUCGCGCGUAGCAAACGACCGCGAGCCGGUGAGCGCGUAAGUUCGUCCUCGAGAGUGUUUGCCGGUCCCCGUCGGCGUCGCCGAAGUUUCCGAGUAUCGCGGUGUGUCGCGGUUGUGCGUGCGGCGUACUCUGUGGUGAUGCCAGAGGCGGAUAACGAACAACGAGUAGUCGGGAACAAGUCGGAGGAGCUGCGACAACGAGCGCGCUGAAGGUGUCCGCGAAGCAAGGACGACGUGAAGUUGCCGCCGCUGUGCCUAACCAACGGAUACCUGCGGGUACGUGCCGGACGGCAGCUCUCUCUCUCUCCACACGAUCGUUCGCGAUUAGUGGCGUAGCGGUGUUUGCGGUCCACGAGCGACGAUAAUAGCUCGGAAGCAUUAAUCAUCCGGACGUUCCUCUAUCAUACUGUUGCAAGUUGCGAGGCUUUCCACUUCGUCCUGUUCACUUUGAAGCACAACCGCAAAAAGUAAAUAUUCGGGCCAUGUUUGAACGGAGCUGCAUGCAGGAUGCCGACCGCUGAGAGACACGAUCGCGCCGUCCACGUAGCUCAGGAGAAACUAUCCCGGUUCGACACGUAGCACCACCCUCGGUCCAAGUGGCACUCGGUGGAGUCGUGAGCAUUGCACGGGUCUAGAACGAACGAUUCGCGUGCGAGAUGGGACCGAGAAUGACGGCACGGUGGCUGCUCUGCGCGGCAGCCCUUACGAUCGCCCUGUGUCAAGGUCAGGAGGACUGGAUGCAAUGCUCGUCCGCGUGCAAGUGCAAAUGGGUAUCCGGCAAGAAGACCGCCGAGUGCAUCAAGCAAAACCUCACGCAGGUGCCGGGUAAUCUCUCAUCCGAGAUACAGAACUUCGAUUUGACCGGCAAUCGCAUCAGUCACUUGGUCCACGAUGCUUUCAUCCGCGUCCAUUUGGUGAAUCUGCACAAACUGGUGCUGCGCGAGUGCGGCAUCGAGUCAAUUCACACGGGCGCCUUCAACGGCCUGAAAAUCAUUAUCGAGAUCGACCUGUCGGGAAAUAACAUCCAACGUCUACACCCGGGCACCUUCUACGAGACCCAGAGACUGCGAGUACUGCUGCUUAAUCAGAACAAGUUGCGCGUACUGGAGAACGAUCUGUUUUUCAAUCUCACGUUCCUGCAAAAAGUUGCGUUGUCAGACAAUCGACUGGAGAGGAUCGAAAACAGAACGUUCCGCAAUCUGCCGGCUCUGCACUCGCUCACGUUGGACGGCAAUAACUUUAGCACCCUGCAACUGCAGAGUUUCGAGAGCCUGCCCAAACUCGGCAGUCUCGAGCUACAGAAUAACCCAUGGAAUUGCAACUGCCAUCUGAAAAAGUUCCGCGAUUGGACGAUCGAGCGCAAGCUCUACACGAAGCCGACCACCUGCCAGGAACCGCCAAACAUGGCCGGCAAGAUGUGGGACGAGGUCACCAGCGACGAGUUUGCGUGCAGGCCGAAAAUCGUCACCAUCGGUCCGGCGUCCAAGGUUGAAAUGGGCAAAGGCGACAUCACCCUUUCUUGCAAGGCAACGGGAAUUCCGCGUCCGCAGUUGUCUUGGGCACAUCGGACGCGGAUUUUGAGUAACCAGAGCAAACGUCCGAACAGCGACAGGGGUUACAUGCUCGCGUCGAGUCACGAUUGGUUAAACCUGACCAUUCUCGACGCGACGUCGUCCGACAAGGGCGACUACGUCUGCCACGCGAAGAGCCCCGGUGGUGACGCCGAGAGGAACGUCACCCUGGCCAUCGUGGGCGACACUCUGAGUGGCAGGGAGAAUUUCAUCAGUCUGCCGCUCGCCAUCGGGCUCGGUGUCACGGCAUUGUGCCUGUUCAUCGUCACGGUGGUUUUAUGCGUGUGCUACUGUCGUCGCCGACGGAUCAGGCACGACGAGAAGGGCCUCGAGGCGGCGUCCUUGGAGCACCACGGCCUCGGCGAGCAGGAAAAAUCGCUCAUCACCACCAUCAACCCGGUGGUGAAGCCGCCGAGGCGCUACGAGGCGCCGUCGGUGACGUCCCACGGCACAGAGAUGACGGAGCUGAAUCGCACCCUGCUGGACAACGACUCGGUCUUUGCUGACGGUGUCGGGACCGGUGUCGUCGGCGGGGUAGGCGGCGGCGGCGGCGGCGGCGGCGGCAUUGGAGACGAGAGGGAACACGAACGAGCCACGCCGGAACUUGACAGGAGCGGCGGUGGCGGCAGUGGCGGUGGCGGUGGUAGCGGUGGUAGCGGUACAUUGCCACGUGGCGGAGCCGGUUACCAUCACCGGCAAUAUCCGCCGGACCUGCUGGCCUUCUCCGGUGGACGCGGUGCAUCGCCAACCAGCCAAGCAUCGACGGCGCCCGACAGCACGCGUCUACCUAAUCAGCAUGCGGCAACCUCGAUGACACCGACGGCGACGACGGCGGCGAUGGCGGCAUCGUCGUACGGUUCGCCACCGCCUGGUCAGUAUCACCCGGCCGGCUUCAAGACGCUGCCUCAUAGCCGCAGCGUCACGCCGUACGGCCUGGGACCAUCGUCAUCGUCGUCGUCGCCAAUGGCGCCGGUAUUGCCGCGUCACGGCUACGUAACGAUUCCGCGACGACCUCGGGCUCCGAGCUGGAGCAGCGGGCCCCCGACGUCACCCACGGACGUUUUCGAGCCGGUCUACGACAAUCUCGGGGUGCGCACCACAGCGGACGGUAGCUCGAAAUUGUCGCUAAACAAGAGCCCGGAACCGGUACCGGCAACGUCUAUGCGAGGACGACCGUUACCGGGCACACCCGGUGGCUCGCACUAUGGCACAAUCCAGCGCAGCACACCGAACAUCUUGGCCGGCAGCCCGCUGGAUCGGGCGGCGCCGGAGGGCGCGGCCGAAUGGCCAAUCAAGCUCACGGACGAGAACAUGGACGGCGGUCACCCGUUGCUGGUCCAGCAGCAGCAGCAGGCCGCCACCGCUAGCAAUACCCUUGGUAGGAAGGUGCCACCAAGGCCGCCGCCAAAACCCAAGAAGAAGUCCGCCAAUGGACCGACCCUGUACGAGGAUGAGGGCGAGGACGGCACGGAAGUAUGAUACCACGGGCGUCGUCCACGAUGAGGACGACUGGUCGUAGUACGCCACGACGGGGCGCGCGCGACCACGCUUACAAUAAACCGGUAGUGCCUUUUGAGACGCACGUCUCGCGCGCGGGAUUUCUCCGCUUUGUAUCGGUAAAUCGCGGAAUCAUCCCUGGAGACUGGAGACGAGAGGAAAUCCCGGCAAGUUUCCUCCUCGCCCCUGCUCUUUCAACGAGACGGAUUUACGGAAGGAUGACGCUGAUUGAGAUCCGAUGGACGACGACGUCAUGAGAAUUCGACGAUCGGACAAUCAUCACCUCCAGUCCCUUCCUCCUCCUCACCUUUCGGCUCCCGUAAGUCUCUCUCCCUUAUCUCAUAAGUUAUUUAUUGAACCAGAGAGAAAUCACUGGACCACGGAAAGGAUUUUUUUUUAUACCGCCCAAUCACUCGACAAUGUCCCCGUUUUGUACCCUCGACCCCUCCUAUCCUGUAUUCUUUUUCUUUUCGCUUUGCUUUUUGUCGCAUCGGGUCCCUCAGCGCAUUUAUUUGGCGCUCGCCGUGCGCGGUGAGGUGAUAACGUGAUAAAUGUGAAUAAGGUACCGGACAUUGUCGCCGGGCUUAGUCGAUAGGGCGAAAUUCGUUCACGUUCCGCGUGAAAUUCACGCGAGACACGAAGCAGCUGCGGAACGCUGAAUGCAAAUCGUUCCGACGAGGGCGAUAAUACCAGCGAAUUCGUCUUGUAUUCGUGCACUGCGCGCAAUGGGGAAUCGCACGAUCGCGUUAUGAUCGGUACGAUUCUCACGUAUAAUAGAUGUAAGUGUCAAGGACCCGGACUCGGGAGAAAGGUAACGUUUUGCACGUGUUACGCUCGUGCAGGAAACGCAUCGAGAGAAUUUAAUACUGUUAAGGAUCUACGUAGCUGUUACACGUCGUCCCAUCGCGUUUUUCAUUUUUAACGUGGUGAUUCCGGACAUUUUCUGUCGACAUUGUAGCAAGACUCGUCGCAUUCGCGAACUCGCCGAGCUUAUCGCGGAUGGUAACGAUCUGUGUCUCUUCUCCUUCUAUAUGCAUCGUUGGAUCGAACCCAAUACCCGUGCAGGUGUCCCAUACUCCGUCAGCAACGUUCCUCACUAUGAAUCAUUGCAAAGCAUCGCUACGCGGCUACGCCAAGUAAAUUGAUGAGAUUCCGUACACUUUAAUCAAUCGGAAGAAUUAUGGUUCAAUCAUUUUGAGAUAUCGGAGCGUCGUUAACGCAGCAUGGAAUGCCGUUACGGUAACGGUGCCAGUUGGUAUCGUCGUUAAACGGAUAAUAUCUAUCGCAGUAAUGUGUAUAAAUCGGAAAAUUGUAGACUUAAGGAUCUUCGCGAAUGGAACUCGUGAACGUGUGUUAUAACUCGUAAUAACAAUUGACCACGUGUUACCGCGUAGGGAUAAAAAUGGUGCACGAGUCCAAGGAACCAUACGCGAGUGGCGUUCGCGCGUUUGCUUCUGCCGACGCUCACCGUAACGAUAUUGCGACCUUUGAAAUUCAAAUAUAAUCGAUCGCCCUCGAAAUGACCGAGUUGCCCGAGAUACACGGUGCAUAUUCUGGAAACGCGGCCAAUUUAGCGUCGCAGAACCCCCUUUCCGCGCCGCCAUCAUUGCGCUUGAGUAACGCGAAAAAUCACCGGUUUAAUGUAGAUACUCUUGCGCAUCGAGUCAAAUUUACUACGGGACUCGAGACUUAUUGAACGCGCAUUCCAAUUAGCAACAAUUACAGCCACGUUCGACGAUUAACAAUUCCAGCAACGCACGUAAUUUCUGGAAACUGUGAAAAAUCGCGCGGUGGAGAACAGCAGCACGCAGCGCAGGGUUCAUCGAAGGGGCUGCGACGUGCACCGAGGCAGAAACGGAUUGGGGUGGAUAUGAUUUAGAAAGAUGGCGAUAUCGCAACACGUCGUAAACGUGGAGCGAGGAUUGAGCACGCGGCACGAGGGGUACAUUCGAUCGACGUGACGGUUCCACGGUCCCAUCGACGACGAUAUAUCGCCAAGUGGAAACGUCCACGAAAGCGUCCAUGUAUCAUCGGCUAGCGUACGUCGGACUUAUGGUGCCGAAUGCUUGAUAGUCGAUAAAUCGCUCGACCUUUCUCGACUGGAGAACGCGUGACUCGUCGGGGGCGAUUGGCAUCGCGCGCGACGAUGGCGGCGGCGCGAUUUUUCCCCCGUCGAGGUUCUCCAAAUACCAUCUCGCCAAGAAACUCAUUCGAGGGAUGCGUUUCUUCUUUCUCCACCCUGCCUGCCUCUUUCAGAAUGCGAUUGCCGCGAUACGAGAGUGUAUGUCGCUGCCCUCCAAUCUCCUCUUCCUCCAUUAUCUUCCGCCCUGGUUAAUCCCGUCGAUUUGCCGUUUCCGCGACACGGAACGCCGAGUCGCAAUACAUCGUGAUAAGAGGUGCUUACGUGCUUACUCGCUCGCGUACAAACUCGAGGAGUCGCGUCAACCGUACCCCGAUAUUUCACCGGAUACGGCGCAGGGAUAGGUGGUACGGCGAACGUUCUUUAACUGCGAAUUUAUCGCCGGUGAGCUAGCUACUUCGCCAUGCUUCUUCCUUUUUACCCGGGGCGACGGGGGCAGGGAUUAACGUUCUGUCCCUCUGGCUUUAACGGAGAUUUCGGACGCGAUUGUACGCAACUUGUUGCGAUUGCACGACUGCAGUACUCCGCGCCGUUAUCGAAGCGCAGCGCCAAGCAGCCGGCAGGAAAGGGGCGGCGGGGUGAGGCGUACAAUUUCCGAUGAGAGCCACGCAAACCUGAUUCACCGCCGAAUGGUGCUCGAACGGUGCUCGAAGGGUGCCCUCGUUCAAUCUCUGACCCCCCCGGCAACCUCGGAUUCGCGACCUGCAUCCCUACUCUGCUGAGGCGAGACGCGUCGAGAUUCUCCUCCGUGAAUGAUGGUAUCCCAAUAUACGAAGUACCACCGUGAAGGAGAUGAAAAGCAAAAUCGCACUUCAUCCCGCCGCUCUAAAUCUGACGAAUCGUCCUCUCUCACGCGGAUUAUAAGCAUGUCGCAAUAGUCCUCGGUAUUAAAUAUUUCGAUACUUCAAUUAAUUUCAAUUAGAUACUUUAACUCGACCGAGAUUGAAAUCCCCUCGAAAUGAAUUACCUGAUAAUAAAAUGAAUUACUUCGUAUCCAGAGCUCUCAUUACCCUUCUCACGAAAUCUCCCGCUCCUCGCGAUAUUACACAGAUAUCUCGGCAUUAAAUCCGAACUCGGUACGAGUUCAACCCCUUUAACUUACCUGGGUUUAUUUUUCUUCACCGAAUUACUUCUUACAGUUUGCGUACCAUUGGUAACUCGUGCAGUUGGAAAUUCGUAGAUGUAGCGGCGCGAUGCAAGAACCGGGUUCCAUCCAAGAUUAUUCCGCGCAGUAUUACGAGCUUCAGCUCGUAGGGGAUGGCCGCCCGGGUGAGAUAUAGCGGGGAAAAUAGCGACGUAGUCGCGUCAUCCCUAAUUUUCGCCGCGUCGCUCUGUGUGCUCGACCAGCGACGUAUCCCAUGGACUGCAACGCUUAUUCAGCGCAACCAUUGCGCGAGAAAAAUUUUCGGACACGUCACGACGGGGUUUGAUCGCGCGACGACCCGCUUUCCUCGCGAACCAGUGCCAACUAACGGCGAUCUCUCUUUCUCUCUCCCUUCGCUCUUUUCUUCCGACGUCAUGGAACGUAAUCUGCGCUUCCUGCGUUUCUUCUCUGCCCUUCUCGCUCAUAUCGUCGUUCGCGCGAACAAGAGGAGGAUCGCGACAAGGGCGCGGCGAAAAGUAAUCGAGACCGCGUAUCGGGGAACGUCGAACAGUAUUUUAAGCGGCCUAGCAGAGUCGCGGCUCGCCCUGCAUCGCGACCCCCAUGCUGUGCUAUGUACAUACACUCUCUCUCGACCGCACCCCCUGUUUCCCAUUACACUAUACUGUUCAUAUUGUAAAUGCCACACAUACGAUGGAAGGGUCCGCACGGCAUGAGGGUCCGGUAGUCGACGGGUGCCACGAGUAUAUUUUUGUAAUUUUGUAUUUUGAAUUGCGCUCCCCGCCCGCUCGCGCGGACGUCUCACCUGGGACCGUAGGCCCCCCGGAUCAUCGGCCAUACAUUGUCUGUCGAUAUCACGUAUCUGCAAACGAUCGGUGUUCCUUCGGGGAAGGCAAGGCAGAAGACACCGACGCGUUUCCGUUCCAGCGCUGUGGGAAAGUGCGGCCAUCCGAUCGGUUAACGUAGCAAACACAUGUACUUCCCUCGCACCCCCACGGCCACGCUAUGAUAAUUUAUUGAUCGUCGCUGAGUGCGUAUCGUGAAUCGCGAUUGCGAACUGUCGUCGCUGCGCUGCACCGAUCGAUCGCAGCGGAUCACACCCGGCCUCGUUUCCGCAUUCCGAAUGCGACACACAUCUUCUGGAAAAGCUCUCCCGCGUCUUAACGAGAAACUCGUAAUAACUCGUGAUAAUCCGGAGAAAUAAUCGAGUGAGAAAUCCUUCUUGAUUCUUGCAGCCAAGCACCAAAAUUCGAACGGAUUCUUCGAGACAUUGACUGAGCAAUCGAACGUGUUUGUUAUUUUCCCGGUAACAGAAAAAUUAUUGGAUAUUACAUUUCUCAUUAUUUUCAAUUCGUUAAAGAUAUCCGCGUUUGCUAAGAAUUUUUAUUAAAUCGUUAUUCAUUUGUACUCUUUUCAUUGGUGAGAACAUGUUGCCAUGACAACGAUUAAAGCGUAACUGGAGCAUGAUUAAAAUUGUGACUUUGUACGAACGAGGGAAGAGGGUGCUUCACACUUGACGUUAAUCAUCGGCCUCGUGACAACGCGAUGUAUAUCGCGAAUUCUCGGCGCUCAAUUAUCUAUGCAACUGCCGUGUUGUUUGCGCGAUAUUUCGAAUAUCACGCGUGCACACUUCUCGCUUCCAAUACCUUUCGAUUCGUACGGCUCGUGAAAUGGCCUGUGUGUGUGUGUGUAUAUAUAUAUAGAUAUAUAUAUAUAUAUACAUAUGUACGUAUGUGCGUAACGAUAAUUUACAUUAAAAUAGGGUAAUUUACGAUUGACACAAGCAAGCUCAUUUGCACGACUCCCAUUUGUACGCGCUGCAGAUGAAGAGUCAGUCCUCAGUUCAUCGAAAUCAGUAGCAGCGUUAUUCCGGUAAUUUUAUCGUAUUCGUACAUCGUAUUCAACACAUCCCAAUGUAUUCGUAUCGUUCAUUAUCGGCGGUUAAAUUAAAGUUAUUAAUAAUUCGAUGAUUUCAAUUAUUUGUAUGAUUUUAAUAACUGUCAGCUAUUAAAAUUAUCGAAUCAUUUUAAUCGCUUCGAGAACCCAGAUUACAUCUCCUAUCUUGCACGCAUAAACAACCAGCGAAAUGGCACAUUAACUUCAUAUGACUUCAUAUUUUAUUUUUUAUUUCUCUCUCUUUCUAUCUACGAGCGAUCAAUCGAAAGUACCGUCCAGCAGAUCGGUCCAGUUUGUAAUUCUUCGAACGAUUAUUUGUGUGAACCUAAUCGUUUUUUAAACAUCUUGUUUGAGACGUGCACAUUUUGUCGAAUUCAAUCCUCCUGUAAUAUACUUGGAACAUUUUCAAUUUGCACAUUUCGCAAGUUACCUUGUAUUAAAUUAUUAUAACGAAUGCUGUUUUAACGACCAGAAAGACAAUUUUAGUUUCAGAGGUUUCAGAGGAGGAAAAGAACAAAGAUUUAUUUGUCAAAAAAAGAACUUCUACAAUUUCAACAAUGAGAUAUUCCCAUUAAAAAGUGCACCGUAUAUAGAGAUUUCGAGAACAGAUCUUCUAUUUUCUAUUCCGAGUUUCUCGUAUUUUUGUUUAUCGACUUUGUGCUAUUUUCUAGCAUGCGAAAAUAUUUGAUGGGCGAUCCAAUUAGUCGUCACUAUUCAAGACUGAUACUUUUAGAAUUAGGACAAUGUCUUCUGCGGUCUUGCGUUUGACGAAUCGCACUAAUGCGAAAACACGCAAAGUUCUACAUAUGCCGUCGCGAGUUUUGCCUAAUUUGACUUUGGUGCGCAGCUUGCAACGCUGCUUUCUUUUUUAUAAUAUAAUACCUACCAGUCCGUAUAUUUGUACGAUAAAUUUACGCGUAAACGCGAACGGCUAUGGUCAUCGAACAUCGAAAUGUACAGUGUUCGCCACCUCGCAGGACGACUCGUUGCACAGGAUAAGCUCUCGACGUUAGAAGUCAGUCGUCCUGGCAAAUUAUUGCCUAAUUACCAUUUCCGGAAACUGCCACAUAGGUAUACCGAAUGGCACUAAGAUUCCUCAAUGAAAGACGAAUACGUAAUACGCGUGUACAGUGAAAUGAACGUGCGAGAUAUUGUAUGUUGGGGAAUGCGAAUCGCAUAUGACAAUUUUAUCAAAUAUAACGAUUUUGGACCGCAGCGUCUCAUGAGAACGGUCGCUCAGGCUGGCUCGAGUUUCUCUAAAAAUUAUAAUCAUUGUAAAUUAUGAAUAAAAAAAAAAAAGAGAAAAGAGAAAAAAAUAAAAUGACAAUCGCGUUUCGUUGACGCGAUCUCGCGUUUCGCGCUUCGCGCAACGCGAGAGUACCGUGGAUGAUAAGUCAGUAUUGCGAGAGAUAAGAUUGGGAGAGAGAGAUACGUUUCUUCUCUAUUGAGAUAAGUCAGAACGAUGUAAUGUAAAUGUAAAAUGAUUUAUAUUUGCGUGUCAUGUUGUAGAUAAUAAUCCUAAUCUGAGAUGUAACGGUCUCCGCGUUUCUCUGCCAGGUUCUACAUGAGUUAUUGAGCGCGCCGACGAUCCAGGGAAAAUUUUUCAUGACUGUUAAUGAGAUAUUUGCAUUUGUUAUUCCUAUUAAUGUUCUUAUUACUUGUACUAUUAGUAUUGUUAUUAUUCCUUUACCAUUAUUUUAGUACUAUUUUUUUUAAUAUAGCUAUACGUUUGCGAUAUCACUAUGAUUAUCAUGUUUGCGCUGUUACGUUACACAGUUACUGACAUCGCCAUUAUUGUCGUCAUUACUGUAAUUAUUUAUAAUAUGAAAGAAAAACAUCUUGCCUAGUAACGAACGUUUCAAUUUUCGAUGAUUCAGUAUAACGUUUCGGCUAGAUAUGAUUUUGUACAAUGUAUUAACACACUGGGCGCUGUAAAUAUUAUACAUAUUUUAUAAAUGAAAUAUUUAGUGUGAUUGUAAUAUUACAAUAAUGUACUGAAAGCACCACUCUGUACACUCCACUAAAUACAUGGGUUAAAUUUUAAUAAAUACUUCCUGACCCC
This is a messenger RNA of Ooceraea biroi (clonal raider ant), 10696 nucleotides long. It is a transcript of the gene kek5, whose product is annotated as leucine-rich repeat, immunoglobulin-like domain-containing kekkon 5 protein. The record is from RefSeq and is a predicted model, not a curated record. NCBI's taxonomy places the organism in Eukaryota, Metazoa, Arthropoda, Insecta, Hymenoptera, Formicidae. Gene Ontology annotation, molecular function: protein binding.